This is a messenger RNA of Aspergillus ochraceoroseus IBT 24754, 1314 nucleotides long. RefSeq lists its product as uncharacterized. Lineage: Eukaryota; Fungi; Ascomycota; Eurotiomycetes; Eurotiales; Aspergillaceae. The record is from RefSeq and is a predicted model, not a curated record. The transcript has 3 exons. The coding region runs from base 391 to 1125 and encodes 244 amino acids.
GUCAAUUGUGCCCUGGACCAUAUAAUCCUUGUAGCUUAGAAAGCCACACUGUCGUAUUUGCCGCCGGAGUGCCAUUUAUUUCCUACGACUGAGGAGAUUUAGUCCGAAGCCGGUCAAUGAUGCUAGGGAAUUAGCACUUGUACGGUCAACGGACUGAUUUGCGAUUCAGAACAGUUUCAUUUGGAACCCCUUUUUGUACACUGGAGUAGAAUUAGGAGGUAGUACGGAGUGUAUCUACGCUGUCUGAACCGCUUCCCCUUGUCGGUCCCUUAUUACUACUCCCCCUCUCUCUCUCUCCUCUCUCCCGCAAGACAUCCUCGCCCCAUAAUUUACUUCCCAGACAGACAACUGGCAGCCUUUUUUUGCUGGACAUAGCAUCAGAUUUCCACCAUGGGAGACACCACACCAGCACUACCGGACUUCGUCCUCGACGCCAAUGCCGUCCUGAAAGACGACAAGGCAGCAUGGAGACACGGCAGAGUCCCCGAUUACUCCAAGACGAGAGCAUUCUAUGAAUCAACCAAAAAAAUGAACCACGAAGCCCGCAGCCUCCCCGACCUCGUCGAGAAACUGGUCAAGAACUGGGAAAUCGAAGCAUCAUACAAAACCUCGCUGUCGGACUGGCGCACCGUCGACCAGACAAAAUACACGCUGUCGUUGAACGGCGGGCCCCCGCAAACCGGAGAACACAUGCUGCAGGUCGGCACUUACAAUGCGCUCCUCACGCCCAGCUCCUACUAUGACCCGGCGCAUAAUGAUUUCAGUGCCAGCCACAAGUCGUUUAAGCGCAUGAUGCCCACGUUUGCGUGGGAGGUGUUGGAGGUGUAUAGUGGGCCGCCGGUGGUGGUGUUUAAGUGGAGACAUUGGGGGAUGAUGGUGAAUGAUUAUGUGGGAUUUAAUGACAAAGGGGAAAAGGUCAAGGUCAAGGCUCACGGUGGGAUGAUUGAUAUCGAGGGAAUUAUCAUUGCCAAAGUCAACGAGAAGCUGGAGCUGGAGAAGAUCGAUGUUUGGUUUGAUCCCAUGGAAAUGUUCCGCCAGAUUGGUCGUGAGAGUGAGGUGGAAGUGGUGGCUGCUGCCGGGGUUUCCGGAUGUCCGGUUCUGCAUGGUCAGGGGGCAUCUCAAUAAUUUCAUACAACAUCGGUGUUUGCGAGCGUGAACAAAUUCUAUCAUCAAUUAUUAUUUUUUUUUUUUUAUCAUUCUUUUCAAGGGGGGAGAGACGAAUUGAUUUGGAGUGUAUUUUGCCUGCCAAAAGGCAGAGCGCAGACAUUAUAAAAGCUAAAUAAAUAUAUAUUAUAUAUAUAUAUGUAUAUCAUC